Pelobates fuscus (common spadefoot toad) is the source of this 2311-nucleotide messenger RNA. RefSeq names its product basigin (Ok blood group) (gene BSG). Bases 1 to 1386 code for a protein of 461 amino acids. Lineage: Eukaryota; Metazoa; Chordata; Amphibia; Anura; Pelobatidae. Gene Ontology annotation, cellular component: plasma membrane; axon. The transcript is spliced from 9 exons. The record is from RefSeq and is a predicted model, not a curated record. Gene Ontology annotation, molecular function: cell-cell adhesion mediator activity. Gene Ontology annotation, biological process: homophilic cell-cell adhesion; dendrite self-avoidance; axon guidance.
AUGGAAAUGUCUAUCGACCGCCCCAGACUAUUGCCGGGUUCCAUGGACCUACUAUCGGAUUCCGAUGGGAACUCUCACCCCCUUCUGGUUCAGGGGCUCCUCUCCGGGGACCUUGGGUCAUGCCGAACGUUUCACAAGCAACUCUUGACUUAUUGGCAGGAGCUUGGGCUCCAGGAAUAUGAAGAUCCUAUACUCAUGCCUGGAACGCAUGGAGUGCAAGUCUCAUAUCUUGCUCUUCUUCCCAUCGAACUCUUCACCUAUUCCCCUCCCCCCCCCCCCCCCCCCACAGCUGGGUUCAUUAAAUCUCCACUUUCUGAAGUGAAUCUGACUGGGCAGUCAGUGGAGCUGCAUUGUGAGGCAAUUGGGCACCCCAUGCCAGAAAUCCAAUGGUGGUUUGAGCCAGAUUAUAGCAAUGAGAGCUUUUCACAGCUAUGGGACGGUGCACGUGGUGACAGAGUGCAAAUGAACGCCACUUACGUCUUUCAUGCCACUAGCACGCUCUACCUAAUGAACCUUCGCCCAGAGGAUUCAGGGACAUACGAAUGCCGUGCCAGCAACGAUCCUGACAGAAACCAUCUAACGAAGAGCCCUCGCAUCAAGUGGAUCCGAUCCCAAGCCAAUGUGAUUGUCAUAGACCCUCCAAUUAUUAUAACAAACUCUCCGGAAGAAAUAGUGGAAGGAACGUAUGUUAUCCUAAGCUGUAAUCUGACCGAUCCAACCCUGCCAAUUUCUGGUCAUGAAUGGUUGAAGGGGAGCAAAGUGAUCCAGGAAGACAAAGACUCAUCUCAAAUUAUGUUUUACAAUGUUUCAGAGGUGAAUGCAGAAAGCUCUGGGCAAUAUACCUGCAAGUUCUUGACUACUCCCGAAGUCGUUGAGGUGAUUAAUGUGACUGUCUCCCCUCAUGUUGUCGCAUACAAGAAAUCUGAGCAUGGUAAUGAAGGGGAUACUGGAGUGCUGACUUGCAAAAGUAGCUCAUUCCCACCUGUGGAACUCUGGGCAUGGUCCUUGGUCACUGAAGGAGGCAUUGAGCCUAUAGUGAAUGGAAGUAAAGAUCGCUUCAUCAUAAAGUCCAGCGGCAAUAAGACAGAACUUCGCAUCCUGAAGUUGGAUAUAGAGGCUGACCAGGGUACAUAUGCUUGCAAUGGAACAAACUUCCUAGGUACAACAGGGGCCACAGUCUCCCUCCGUGUGCGCAGUCGUCUUGCUGCCCUCUGGCCUUUCCUUGGCAUUGUUGCUGAAGUUAUCAUCCUGGUUACAAUCAUCUUCAUUUAUGAGAAAAGGAGAAAGCCAGAUGAGGCACCUGAAGAUGAAGAUGGCGGAUCUGCACCUUUGAAAAGCAACUCUGGAGCAAACCAUGACAAUGUACGUCAAAGGAACUCUAGCUGAGUCACAAAGGUGACGAUGGAGAGCAGAGGGAACAAUUUCCAUGUACUUUGUUCCAGAAGAGAUCCUUAGUAUAUACCGGUCUUCUUUGUGCCACUCGGCAUCAAUCACCACCAUCGGCCUCCCCUCGUUCUUUCUGCUUGCUGUCAGAUUUGUAUUUUCAGUGUUCUCCUUUUUUAACAUGACAUUAAACUAGCUUUAUUAUGUUUAGAAGCAAAAAUAAGACCAUGUUGCUGCCUUGUGCACUCUAUUUUAUCAUCACUUCCUGACAGCUGAUCAGGUUGAGGCCAGGCACUUAAGUUGGUGCCUAGGCCAUCAGAUUGCUGUCUGGUAGUUAUGUUCUCUCAUUAUUACUACAAUAAAAUUUACCUUUUGACAUUGCCUUGUCUUACUGCUGGAGCAUGUUUCUUUCAGCAACUAAGCCAGCCUGUUUACUUGAGCAGGUUGUCCCCAUGCAUUAUAGUAACAUAUUUUGCGAUAUCUGUCCUUGGGUUUUAAGUGCAUCUUUUUUUUUUUUUUUAUAAAGCUAAUUCAAAAUGCCUGUUUAUUUACAGUUCUUGAUUUCCCAUCUAUAUGAAAGUACUGACAAGCCAUUGGUCUCUUACUAGAUUUAUAUGGCAUGUUUUAAGUACUGCCCUAUCACUGUAUGCACAAUGAGCGCAGCUUUGUGUAAAUUAUAAAAUUCCCCCUGUAUUAUGUAAUAUCUUAUUGUAGAUUGCCAUGUGUUGCGCAAGGUGAAUGACUGUUUUGUGUGGCUUUUUUUUCUUUUUUAGUUUAUGUGCAUGGAAGACUGAAUUGAUUUUUGGGUAAAGAAUAAUAAAGGGUAUGUUCAGCACAUUUUGAUUUAUAAGUCUUGGUUUUUCUGCAACACUGGAUUGUAAAAUUGUAUGUGAAGAAAAUUAAACAAAUAAAAUGUUUCUCCCUUUUA